UUGGGAAUAAAGCACCCGUACAAUCGGCUCUGUAGAGACGCAUUCGCCGUUGUAAAAUGACGUACCGACUAGUGCUCUUACUUUUCGUUGUUUUAUUUGUGUGCGAUUCUGGAUGUGGUUUCCACCUCCCACACGUCCAACCCGUUCUGGACUUUCUGGGGAUACUGCAAUUCACUUACAUCACGGCUCAUCCUGGAUCUCACCAUGAGUUGUUCCACCAAAGGUUGAUCAAAGUGGCCAGGAACAAUGCGACCAACUUGUUCGGCCAUCUGAUCAUUGAUUGGAAUCAAAUCGAACACGCUCAGACCCAUGUGUUUAAUUGCCAAGGACAUGUGGUCCUCAUCAUGCAUUCUAAUGUGUCGGACUUGACGAAUCUGGCAUUGCAUACACAAGUAAACCAACGGGUAUUUUUCCUCAAUAAGACGGAUUUGACGCUGAAGGAACGUUACCACUUGAGUGAACAAGUGGUGGAAAGAACCAUCGGAUCUGUUGUCCAUCAAAGUGCUGGAGUGUUCACUUUUGUUCCGUCAUCGAUGGCGGGUUUCUUGGAUCGCCGUUCCAACUUACAAUUGACCCACUUUCACGUUCUGGUUGAGUUCCAACGACCCUCUCUGUAUCUCAAGCCCAAGUCAACCCUUCGACGAGAAGAAAUCAUUCGAACGCCCUCCGGGGAUCAUGUCUUCCCCGUACGGGCUGACCAAAUUCAAGGCCUCUAUCAUGAUGUGUUGGAACUGCUGAUGAGAAACAUGAACUUUACGGUCUCUCGAUAUAAACGAGUAGACGGCCAUUGGGGUACUAUGAUGAAAAACAAAUCUUGGACUGGAAUCAUCUCUUCUUUAAGAAAGGAUGAAUUUGACUUUGCCGCAACCUCCGUCACGUUAUUAGCUUCGAGAUCCAAAGCCGUGGACUUCUUGUUUCCUCUAGGGUCUGAAACAUUCGCUCUCUUCCUCAAGAGAUCAUUCAUCACCGAGGAGUACCAUUGGAGUCUGUUUCUUGAACCUUUCAGUCAAUACCUUUGGAUGUUUCUUCUGGUCAAUGCCAUUGUUUGCGUGGUUGUUCUCCGGAUCCUGGACGCGGCUCGGCAACACUGUUUGGGAUUUAAAACAGCACCCUACUUGGAUGUGUUGAGCGACUCAUGGAUGGUGGUUGGGUCGUACUUUGCCAUGAGACCGAGCUUGGCUGAAGGCAGAGCCUUACAAGUGGGUUCCAAGGUAUUCAUCUUCUCCAUCUUCCUCAUCGGAAACGUGGUCUUCAUGACCUACCGUGCCUCACUAACGUCCGAAUUAUCCGUGAGGAAAGAUCGAAUUCCCUUCUCAACUCCCGGGGAGUUGCUGGACUUGGAUUUCAAGUUGGUCGUCAAAGGAAACAGCGUGGGGGAAUAUCAUUUCACCCAGGCCCGCUCAGGUUCCGUUUUUAAGCGACUGCUCCACAAAUUCGACAGCCAGGAUUCCAAUCGGAAUGGGAUGUUCCUGGACUCGGAAGACGAAGCGAUAGAGAAAGCGCUGCGUGAACCUGCCACGGUUUUGUACAGUUUCAUGGAGGAAAUUCAGGAUCGUGGGAAUUUGAUAUGCGAUUUUACGGUGCCAUGGGAUUCGUAUUACCCAGAGAUGACCUCCAUGGCUUUUACCCGAUCAUCCAAGUAUAAGGAGCUUUUUCAAUACCAAAUCUUUCGACUCAUUGAGAGUGGGUCUCUCAAUUCCUUGACCAGAAAAUGGAGAGUGGACCAUUAUUGUCAUCAUAACGAGGACCUGCGGUUGGGAUACGAAAAACUGUGCAGUCUUUUUGCGCUUCUGUUGGGUAGCUUUGGUUUGACUGGGAUCAUAUUCAUCUCCGAGCAUGCUCUUGCCACUUCAAAGACCUUGAAAGCAAAGAAGAUCGCCGAUCAUAAUGAAAGCAUCAAUAAUGCUGUGAAUGGAUCCAAUUUCGGGAAACUGGUCCCUCCGGGUCCCUGAUUGACAUGAAAAUAGAUUCCACAUUGAUUGGUUACAGUUCGUGGCUCACUUCUGUAUGGCAAAAUGGCCUGACCAAUUUCACUACAUGGAUGCAAUGAUUGGGAGGCAUCUUGAUUGUGAUUGUACUUUAAAGAUUGUGCCUGUGCAUCUCAAAGUAAAUGUCGGACAAUCUGGAAACGAGCGACAUUUUUGUUAAUCGCAAAAUUUGUUAUUAAGUGAUUGUAGCUCAAUGCAGAAUUUCUUUUAUAAUUAUAAGUCAAUAAAUUCAAU
Messenger RNA from Tigriopus californicus, 2222 nucleotides. Its product is annotated as glutamate receptor ionotropic, kainate 5-like. The record is from RefSeq and is a predicted model, not a curated record. Gene Ontology annotation, molecular function: glutamate-gated receptor activity. Gene Ontology annotation, cellular component: membrane. Lineage: Eukaryota; Metazoa; Arthropoda; Copepoda; Harpacticoida; Harpacticidae. The coding region runs from base 57 to 1952 and encodes 631 amino acids. The transcript has 2 exons.